Molecule: messenger RNA, 1935 nt
Organism: Solanum pennellii
Lineage: Eukaryota; Viridiplantae; Streptophyta; Magnoliopsida; Solanales; Solanaceae
Product: NEDD8 ultimate buster 1
Exons: 11
Coding region: 59-1771 (570 amino acids)
Biological process (GO): regulation of ubiquitin-dependent protein catabolic process
Molecular function (GO): protein binding
Source: RefSeq, a predicted model, not a curated record
UUAAGUUUAAAGACUUGAAGAAUCCAACUUUUUACUAUUUUCUCUGCAAAAUAAGGAUAUGGGGUCAGCAAAAUUGAAGAUUGGAGGGGCAUGGAGUGGUGUAUUGGAAGUGGAAUUGGAAGAAUGGACAGUAGUGAUGUUAAGAGAAGAGGUAGCAAAAAGAUCGGGUCAUGGUGGAGGACCCGAAACAAUUAACCUUAUAUGUGCUGGUAAAUUGUUGAAAGAUGGUGAUGGAACUGAAAAGUUGAGCCAAUUGGGUGUUAGAAACAAUGCAAAGAUUUUGGCUUCAAGGGUUUCUGUUGAUCAAGGGAAGUCUGUAAAAGAAGAGUCUUUAGCUGAGGAAGAACGUUCUACUAGGCUUUCAAGGCUAAAGGCUGCUGCUAUUUCACUGUCAGCCAGACAUGCGGAUGGCUCAUUACCUGUUGAAGAUUUCAAUCUGGAGCUCGAAAAUCAGAGUGGACAAAAGGUGCAACUGGGAUCUGAGACUGACCAGAGGGCAAUAAUGAUGGGCCUCAUGCUUCACGCAAAUGCAAAAGCCUUGAUGAGGAAGAAAAAGUACAAGGAAGCACUAGAAGUGCUGACCAUGGGAGAGGAAGCUUUCUCUCUCUGCGACCAGAAACUCAUCGAGAUGAUAGACAAUGUGCCCAUUCUGCAAAUAGACAUGGUGUGGUGCUACUUUAUGCUCCGAGAUAUCAGCUGGCUCUCAGUUGCAGGAGUCCGCCUUGCAAAAGCUAGGGAAGGGCUCGAGCGUUCUCAUGGGAAGGAAGCGAGUCGUCUCAGACUGCUUCAAAAAGGACGUUAUCCGGAGAUUGCUCUACAUUUGAGGCUGGAGCUGCUAGAAGGAGUAGUGGCAUAUCAUAGCAAUCAGACUGAAAAAUCUAGAAAGUCCUUGACAUCUGCUCAAGCAAAGUUUUUGCAGCUUCAAAUUCCAGAUGAAGCUUUGUCCUUACUUUUGGGUAUGGGCUACAAAGAACAGGAUGCCAAGAGAGCGCUGCGUAUGAACAACCAAGUAGUAGAAAAUGCUGUUGAUUUUCUUGUUGAAGAGAGAGAAAAGAAAGCACGGAAAAGGGUGGAUGACCUUAAGAGGCAGAAGGAGAUCACGGAGCAAAAGUGUUAUGGAACGACUCCUCUUGGAAAAGCUGUUGAUAUCGAGAGGCUGAAUGAAUUGGUGUCAAUUGGGUUUGAGAAAGAGCUUGCUGCAGAAGCACUGCGACGAAAUGAAAAUGACACACAAAAGGCUUUGGAUGACUUGACAAAUCCAGAAGCUAAUUCUUCAAUACAGAUACAUAUCGAGUCUAGGAAGAAAAAAAGAUUGCGUCAAGCAGCCAAUGCUUCAAUUGAAGAGCUUGUAUCCAUGGGUUUCCCCAGAGAAGCAGCGGCUGCAGCUAUUCGCAGCUUUGGCACACGUCAAGCAGCAAUAGAUCAUCUGCUUCAAGGAACAAGUACUACUGCUGCAGCAGGAGAUCACAAUGUAGACAAUACUCUUCCCAACGACCAGGGAGAAGAUGGAAUCGCAAAUGAUCCUCUAACUAAUGACCAAAGUGAAGAUGGAUCAGGUACUAACGCAGGCUCAAGUAGUAAUGGAGGUCCAAGUCAGAACAAAGUUGAGACGCGUGAUGUAGAAAUGGAAGAUGAGAUUACUGGCGAAUUACUAAAAGGUGAUGCUUACUCUGACUACGACAUUGAGGUCACAGAAGAAGGUGAAGCUAUAAACGAGUACUUAGCUUUAGUAACCUUAGGAGUUAACGUAGAGAUUGGUUCAUCGUCAUAGUUACAAGUACAAUACAUGUUUGAGUAUUGUCCGUAUUCGUAGUUAAAAGUACAGUACAUUUUAACAAACUUGAAUAGUUUGCUGUGAAUAGAAUAUAUGAUCUUAUAGCCUAUUCCUUUAAUGCAAUAGGUUUUGUUUUAUGCAAAUUUACGACUCAUGUUCUA